AUGCCCAACUUCUCUACAUGCUUGACUUUGGAGGGACGCGUUGUGAAGGAUUGUGAUAGGCUGGUUGAAAUUGACCCAUCCAUUACCAUGCUGCGGCAUUUGAAGCACUUGGAAAUUAAGGGCUGUAUUGGUUUGAGGGUGCUUAAAGGAGCUCCCACAACGCUCAAUCUAGGCAUGGUACGUCAAUCAUGGCUAGAUUCAUUGGGUAAUCUAAAGUGUCUAUCAAUGCUAAGGAUGGAAAAUCUGGAACUCCUUGAACUUCCGGAUUCAAUAGGGGAGAUAGCCGGUCUUCAAGUAUUGUCUUUGCAUGAUUCAUUGGUAAAUAAACUUCCAGAGUCAAUUGAGAAAUUGAAAUCUCUAGUCAAGUUGAGCAUAUCUUCCACAAACAUUAUAGAACUGCCUGAUUCGAUUGGAGAGCUUAAGAGAUUGGAGAUUUUAGACAUGGAAAGGUGUAAAUUAAGAAAGCUUCCUAAGGCAACAGGGAUGUUGGAGAAGCUUGAAGAAUUAUUCGCUAUGCAUUGCAAAUUUUUGGAGGGAGAAAUUCCGACGGAAAUUGGGGCACUAUCAUCUCUGAAAAUCUUAAACUUGAUGGGAACCUAUAUUUCUGAAGUGCCACCAAGUAUUAGUUGGCUUUCUCAACUUACGAGUUUGGAUUUGCGUUAUUGUGAGGAGCUUCGACAACUGCCAAAGCUUCCUACAAGGUUGGCAUAUUUGGUCAUUUCGUCAUCAACAUUACAGAGGAUACCGGAUCUGUCAAACCUGACCAACUUAAGUUUUCUGCAUUUAUCCGAUUAUGGUCGUCGUAGAUAUGUUAAUAUGCCUCGUGCACCACUAACCGCAUGCCAAGCUCAAGAUUUGCAAUGUAUUGGGAGGUUAACUAGGUUGUCAGCGUUGACAUUGGACCUUUAGACACGACCGCGUUGCCGGCUGACUUUGCAAAUACCCUUACGGAACUCAGCCAUCUCGACUUACCAGGCUCCACCUUUCAAUCUCUCGAGUGGACUCCACCCAAACUUCAGGGGUUGGGUUUCUUUGAUCUUGAGUCCACAGAUGGAUGGUCAAACCUUCACACCUUCAAAUGUUUGUAUAGACUAGAAAUAUGCAGGUCGUGCUUAACCGAAAUUCCACUGGAUGUGCUUGGACAGCUGGAGAACCUUCGCUUUUUGCAUAUAUUGGAAUGCCAAUUCCUUGAGAGACUAUCCCAUUCACCAAGCUUAAGAAAGCCAUGGGUUUGACUGUUUAUGAGUGCCCACGGCUAAUUGAGAUUUAAGGUCUCGAACAAUCAGAAUCAUUGGAAGAAUUAUUUAUUAGUUACUGUCUGUCCUUAAAAGAGUUACCAGAUCU
Molecule: messenger RNA, 1344 nt
Organism: Syzygium oleosum
Lineage: Eukaryota; Viridiplantae; Streptophyta; Magnoliopsida; Myrtales; Myrtaceae
Product: disease resistance protein RPV1-like
Exons: 1
Coding region: 1-909 (302 amino acids)
Source: RefSeq, a predicted model, not a curated record